AUGGCUACGUCCCUCCCACUGCAUUGUUGCUGCUAUUAUUUGUACAAGCACAUUCACUCACUCGCACACACGCGCUAAAUGUGCCGUACGUUACAUAGUCUAGUGUGUCAGUUUUCGGCUUUUUUUAUCUCCUAUUCAGUACUUUGUAAUUGAUGCGCGAUGCCGUUGUAUCUUAAUAAAAAGACUAUUGACACUCCGGUGCAAAACGAGAUGAAGCCCCGAUGAAGUCGUCAUUUCGGCGGUAAAUUCGUUAAAAAAACUCGUAUAAGCUGAGGUGUUAAAUAUAACGGUCAAUGUUGUUGCAAAAUGACCGGGAACAGCCUCGAGUCUGGCCACUCGUACCAUCAUCUGACACCGGCCGUUGGCCGAGACAUGAUGCUCUGGCUGAAACGCAUAAAAUUACCGAAAAUCAUUAUUCUGGUCCUUAUACUCUUUUGUAUUGUGCCAUUGUUUAUACACUACUACUUGUCAAAGGUGGAGACAGAUCUGUCAAAUCUGGACAUUCACCAAGCACGCACCAGAUUAGAAGGCUUUCACGACUUUACAUCCAUGAAUGCAGCUGAUUUAAAGAUGCGCAUUGAGGAGAUGUUACGUAUCAAGCAGUCUGUGAGCAAUGAGCUGAGGGAUCUUGAAGCCAAACGUAGAAAACUCCAUGUUGAUAUUAGUAGUUUGACACAGCAAAUAGAUGAACUAAAACAGGAAAUGCUGCAUCAACAAAUGGAGUUGGACAGAUUGAAAAUUAGUGUUGUUCAAGCUCAAGCAGCUCAUAGGGAAGCUGUAGAACGUAAUACUCCAGAACUAGCACCACCAAAGAGAGUUUUGAGUAACUUGAUCCCAGAGAUACUUCCAUCUAGUCCUAAUUCAAAAAUAUGCAGAAUGUACAGCUGUUUUGAUCACAGUCGUUGUGCUUUAACCAGUGGGUUUCCUGUAUAUCUUUAUGAUCCUGAUGAAUUUCCUGUUGUUAAUCCAGGAUAUGAUAUUGAUGGGUUCUUGAAAACUUAUAUUAAGCAAACUUUAGGUUAUAAUGCACAUCUAACUUUUGAUCCAGCGGAAGCAUGUAUAUACAUUGUCCUUGUAGGAGAAACACUACCAGUAUCUCAAAAGACUAGAAAUUUGAAAAGUCCAUUAGAUAUUAAGAAACUCCAAGCUCUUCCUUAUUGGGGAGGUGAUGGUAGAAAUCACAUAUUGUUGAAUUUAGCUCGCAGAGAUCUAUCAGCUGAUUCAUGCAAUCUGUUUGAUGGUAUUGAUACUGGUCGCGCGAUUGUUGUACAAUCGACGUUUUUAAGGGAUCAUUUUCGCGAAGGUUUUGAUAUGAUUGUUCCACCCAUAUUGGGACCACCAGGGGGUGAUAUCUGGCCAGAAUGUGCAUAUAUGCUACCUGCCAGAAGAAAAUAUUUACUUUCUUUCCAAGGAGAAAUGAGAGCUUUGAAGUCUCCUUCAACAACAAACGAAGUAGAUGAUGCAGAAAUCGACAUCGAUAGAACACCUCUUGACGAGAGUAAUCUAGACAAUUUUAUAACGCAGUAUUUAAAAGACAUAAGUAACGGAGCUACUUCAGACAAAUUUUUCAUACAAUUCGAGUGUAUUCCAGCGUCGGACGAGAAAAAAGUGAACGAGGUCCUCGACUGGUCUUUGUGUGGUAUUGAUUCUUCAAGAAAAGCUAUUCUACAAGAGUCAACUUUCGCUCUUAUCCUCGCACCCAGUAACAUCAGUUACUUAUCCACAGCGUCGAUGCAAGCUCGACUUUACGAAGCUUUGAGAUCUGGCGCAAUACCAGUGAUUUUAGGUGGUGAUAGAACAGCACUAAGCUAUAAAGAGGUCAUCUCCUGGAGAAGGGCAGCUAUUUUCUUGCCUAAAGCAAGAGUUACGGAGAUGCAUUUCCUGCUUAGAGCCGUACCUGACAAUGAUCUGCUUGCAAUGAGGAGACAAGGUCGACUCAUUUGGGAAAGAUACUUUGGCACGGCGCAAAGCGUUGUCGAUACAAUUGUUGCUGUAUUGAGAGAUCGUUUGGGUAUACCACCUUUACCAGCGCCGCAGUCUUUAAGUCCAAGCAUUUUUAAUUCAUCCUUCGUGCCUUUGAGAUCCGAUACAAUCAUACCGGAAUCUGAAGCCGAAGAAAGCCUUGGGCCAUUAGAACCUCCAUAUCCAUCUCCUGCUUACAGGAGGAACUAUACAAUAAUGUUAGUACAAGGUUACCAAAUGUGGAACGACUGGGUCGAUCCGUUUAAUUUAUAUCCUCAACUGCCAUUUGAUACCGUUUUACCUAGCGAUGCAAAAUUUAUUGGGUCGGAAACCGGCUUCCGUCCUAUCGGAAAAGGAGCUGGAGGCGCUGGUAAGGAGUUUAGCGAGUCUCUUGGCGGCAAUCAUCCACGAGAACAAUUUACGAUUGUAAUGCUUACAUAUGAAAGAGAACAAGUGUUGAUGAACUCCUUGGCCCGACUCUACGGGUUGCCAUAUUUGAAUAAAGUCGUAGUUGUAUGGAAUAGUCCGAAACCUCCAGUAGAAGAUUUGCGAUGGCCUGAUAUCGGAGUACCAAUACAUGUUGUAAAAGCAAAACGUAAUAGUUUGAAUAAUAGAUUUAUGCCAUUUGAUGUUAUCGAAACUGAAGCCGUUUUGUCUGUUGACGAUGAUGCGCAUUUGAGACACGAUGAGAUAAUGUUUGGAUUCAGAGUAUGGAGAGAACACAGGGAUCGAGUCGUAGGUUUCCCAGGUCGUUUUCAUGCCUGGGAUCAAAAUUUUCACAACGCUUGGAAUUACAACUCCAAUUAUUCAUGUGAGUUGUCAAUGGUGUUAACGGGAGCUGCUUUUGUUCAUAAACAUUAUUUGUAUCUAUAUACGCAUUGGCUCCCUCAAGCCAUCAGAGACAAAGUUGAUGAAUAUAUGAAUUGUGAAGAUAUUGCCAUGAACUUUUUAGUCUCGCACAUCACGAGAAAGCCUCCGGUUAAGGUGACUUCUCGUUGGACCUUUAGAUGUCCAGGUUGUCCAGUGUCAUUAUCAGAAGAUGAUUCACAUUUUCAAGAAAGGCAUAAGUGUAUAAACUUUUUCUUGCAAGUAUUUGGCUAUAUGCCGUUGUUAAACACACAAUAUCGUGCCGAUUCUAUACUAUUCAAAACUAGAAUACCACACGACAAACAAAAGUGUUUCAAGUUUAUAUAAAAGCUAAAUUUUUACUGAGCAAUAUGAGAUUAAAAGAAUAUUAUCUUGACUGAUGUGAUAAAAGAAAAUUUUUAAAAACUUUUUCAUGUAAAUAUGUAGGUACUAUUGUCGGUAUGAGCAACAAAGAUAGACGCUUAUAGGACAGGUUUUAUGGGGGCUCAGUCAAGUAGCCUAACACGAUCCGUAGUUCUGUUAGGCAGUUAUGGUAUGGCGCCGUCGUUGCUGCCUAACAAAGCUAUAGUAUUUAUAUAGCUUUUCGAAGUGCUUAGCAUACGUAACUGAACAACCUCGGUUUAGCUUGACUAACUAACAGCAACGAAGAUAGACGUUUCAUUGCGUCAUCUUCGUUGCUAACAGCGACCUACCCCAUUCCAGCCUGUAUAAUUAAUGCAAAAUUAAAUAAAAAUAUAUCAAUCCAAAGAUUUUGAUUUUCCCAAUCCACCUGUAUUGUCAGAUUUAUUUGCCCAUUCUUAGCUUCCUCGAAAAAAUGAGACAAUAAUUUUCCCAAUGAUUUUAAACAUCUCUAUCUCUUCUAUUAAAUAAAAUUUCUGAAUGUAGUAAAUUGUAAAAAAUUGUG
This is a messenger RNA of Phymastichus coffea, 3733 nucleotides long. RefSeq names its product exostosin-3 (gene botv). The transcript is spliced from 9 exons. Gene Ontology annotation, cellular component: membrane. NCBI's taxonomy places the organism in Eukaryota, Metazoa, Arthropoda, Insecta, Hymenoptera, Eulophidae. The record is from RefSeq and is a predicted model, not a curated record. Gene Ontology annotation, molecular function: glycosyltransferase activity. Bases 307 to 3156 code for a protein of 949 amino acids.